CCGGUCCGGGUUCGCUUGCCUCGUCAGCGUCCGCGUUUUUCCUGGCCCCCCCCAACCCCCCCGGACAGGACCCCCUUGAGCUCGUCCCUCAGCUGCCACCAUGAGCGACCAAGAUCACUCCAUGGAUGAAAUGACAGCUGUGGUGAAGAUUGAAAAAGGAGUUGGUGGAAAUAAUGGGGGCAGUGGUAAUGGUGGUGGUGCCUUUUCUCAGGCUCGAAGCAGCAGCACAGGCAGUAGCAGCAGUGGAGGAGGAGGAGGGCAGGAAUCCCAGCCAUCCCCUUUGGCUCUGCUGGCAGCAACUUGCAGCAGAAUUGAGUCACCCAAUGAAAACAGCAACAACUCCCAGGGCCCGAGCCAGUCAGGGGGCACAGGUGAGCUUGACCUCACAGCCACACAACUCUCACAGGGUGCCAAUGGCUGGCAGAUCAUCUCUUCCUCCUCUGGGGCUACCCCUACCUCAAAGGAACAGAGUGGCAGCAGUACCAAUGGCAGCAAUGGCAGUGAGUCUUCCAAGAAUCGCACAGUCUCUGGUGGGCAGUAUGUUGUGGCUGCCACGUCCAACUUACAGAACCAGCAAGUCCUGACAGGAUUACCUGGAGUGAUGCCUAAUAUUCAGUAUCAAGUAAUCCCACAGUUCCAGACCGUUGAUGGGCAACAGCUGCAAUUCGCUGCCACUGGGGCCCAAGUGCAGCAGGAUGGUUCUGGUCAAAUACAGAUCAUACCAGGUGCAAACCAACAGAUCAUCACAAAUCGAGGAAGUGGAGGCAACAUCAUUGCUGCUAUGCCAAAUCUACUCCAGCAGGCUGUCCCCCUUCAAGGCCUGGCUAAUAAUGUACUCUCAGGACAGACUCAGUAUGUGACCAAUGUACCAGUGGCCCUAAAUGGGAAUAUCACCUUGCUACCUGUCAACAGCGUUUCUGCAGCUACCUUGACUCCUAGCUCUCAGGCAGUCACUAUCAGCAGCUCUGGGUCCCAAGAGAGUGGUUCACAGCCCGCCACCUCAGGGACUGCCAUCAGUUCUGCCAGUUUGGUAUCAUCACAAGCCAGUUCCAGCUCCUUUUUCACCAAUGCCAAUAGCUACUCAACAACUACUACCACCAGCAACAUGGGAAUUAUGAACUUUACCACCAGCGGAUCAGCAGGGACCAACUCUCAAGGGCAGACACCCCAGAGGGUCAGUGGGCUACAGGGGUCUGAUGCUCUAAACAUCCAACAGAACCAGACAUCUGGAGGCUCUCUGCAAGCAAGUCAGCAAAAAGAGGGAGAGCAGAACCAGCAGACACAGCAACAGCAGCAAAUUCUUAUCCAGCCUCAGCUUGUUCAAGGGGGACAGGCUCUCCAGGCCCUCCAAGCAGCACCAUUGUCAGGGCAGACCUUUACAACUCAAGCUAUCUCCCAGGAAACCCUCCAGAAUCUCCAGCUUCAGGCUGUUCCAAACUCUGGCCCCAUCAUCAUCCGGACACCAACAGUGGGGCCCAAUGGACAGGUCAGUUGGCAGACUCUUCAGCUGCAGAAUCUCCAAGUUCAGAACCCACAGGCCCAGACAAUCACCUUGGCCCCAAUGCAGGGCGUUUCCUUGGGGCAGACCAGCAGCAGCAAUACCACCCUUACACCCAUUGCCUCAGCUGCCUCCAUCCCUACCGGCACAGUCACUGUGAAUGCUGCUCAGCUCUCCUCCAUGCCUGGCCUCCAGACCAUUAACCUCAGUGCAUUGGGUGCUUCAGGAAUCCAGGUGCACCAGCUUCCAAGCCUGCCCUUGGCUAUAGCAAAUGCCCCAGGUGAUCAUGGAGCUCAGCUUGGCCUCCACGGAGCUGGUGGUGAUGGAAUACAUGAUGACACAGCAGGUGGAGAAGAAGGAGAAAACAGCCCAGAUCCCCAACCCCAGGCUGGUCGGAGGACCCGGCGUGAAGCAUGCACCUGCCCCUAUUGUAAAGAUAGUGAAGGAAGGGGCUCUGGGGAUCCUGGCAAAAAGAAACAGCACAUUUGCCACAUCCAAGGCUGUGGGAAAGUAUAUGGCAAGACCUCACACCUACGGGCACACUUGCGCUGGCAUACAGGCGAGAGGCCAUUCAUGUGUACUUGGUCAUACUGUGGGAAGCGCUUUACACGUUCAGAUGAGCUACAGAGACACAAACGCACACACACAGGUGAGAAGAAAUUUGCCUGCCCUGAGUGUCCCAAGCGCUUCAUGAGGAGUGACCACCUGUCAAAGCAUAUCAAGACCCACCAGAAUAAGAAAGGAGGCCCAGGUGUAUCCCUGAGUGUGGGCACUUUGCCCCUGGACAGUGGGGCAGGUUCAGAAGGCAGUGGCACUGCCACCCCUUCAGCCCUUAUUACCACCAAUAUGGUAGCCAUGGAGGCCAUCUGUCCAGAGGGUAUUGCCCGUCUUGCCAACAGUGGCAUCAACGUCAUGCAGGUGGCGGAUCUGCAGUCCAUUAAUAUCAGUGGCAAUGGCUUCUGAGAUCAGGCACCCGGGGCCAGAGACAUAUGGGCCAUACCCAUCAACCCUGGGAUGCAAGGUAGCAUGGGUCCAAGAGACAUGUGGGAGAGAGAGCCAUGAGGCAUUAAAAUGCAUGGUGGUGGGAAGAAUUUGGGGGAGGGAUACAAGAGAAGAGAUGGGGUCCUGGCACCCACCUAUAUCAUCAGUACCUCCUUGAAGUGGGAAACAUUAGUGAAAAUUCUGUUGGUGCCACCCUUUGAUGGGCAUUUCUUUGACCCCAAACAGUUUCUUAUACUUCUUACCCCAGCCUCCCCUUCCUGCCUUUCCCUUCUCAGCUCCCCCAUGAUGGAUCCCCCCCCUUUCCUAAAGCCAUCAUGCCUUGAUAAAUAUAUAUGAUCAUUGAAAUACUUUUUAACAAAAAAAAAAAAAAAAACCAGAUUCUAUAUUAUAUAUAUAUACAUAUAUAUAUAUAUAUAUAUAUAAAAGAUAUAUAGAGAUGCAUUUGCAGGGGUUGGCUGGGAGGAGGAAGGAGACCAUUCUCUGACCAAAAUACCUUGGUCAUUUUUUAUAUUGCCUUAUUUCCCUAUGGCUGAGCCUUGUUGUGACACAUCAAGCUUUUCUAGAGAUGUUGUCUUGGCUUCCCACCAGAUUAAGCAUUCAUAUGCUCUGCUUUUAGUUUAUAUACACAUACAUAAUGUUUUUCCUUUCUUAAUUUUGUCUUUUUAUUUGGGAUCAGCUUCUUGCACUCCUUUCUUGACUCAACCUUUCUGUCUCCCUUUCUCUCACCUGAUUGCUUCAUAUUUUGUAAUGAUCCCUGGAUGAGGCACUUCUGUCAACCUUUUAAGGUUCUUGGUCCCAGCAGCAGAAUGGAGAGCCUUGAAACCCAGGUUGAUGCUUGAGGUAGCUGUGGAGAGAGUGUUCAAAACUACUACUGACGCAGGCACCCUCUUGGUGCUGGAGAGUCAAAGGCACCUCUUCUCAUCAGCUGCUGUAAGCAUCAAGAGUCAGAAGUUUUUCUGUGGAAUUGUACAAGAGACCCUUUAAAGGUUAUAAUCUGGGAUCAAUUUGUGUAAACUGUCAAAAGUGGUCAAAUAAUAUGUAGGGGCUUUCAAUAGGAAAAUGAUGCGCUCAAAAGUGGAAGUGACUCAGAGUAGUCCAGUUCAGGAAUUAGUGGAGUAUUUGGACUUUUGUACAGCUGUCUUCCAAAGUAGGUCUAAGCUUUGGUAUGGGUUUCUGAGGUCACAUUCUGAAAGGAAAUGCACUUCCUCUUUUGAACAUCCCUGGUAGUUUCUUUCUCAUGUUAUUAAGGAGCAUCAGCCAAUAAAUCUGUUCCAGGUUUCCAUUCUGCAGAGCUCCAGAGUCUGUACCCGUGGCAAGGCAGUGGUUCUUUGAUCUUUUCUCUUAAUUCUUCCUUGGGUGGUUCCUAAGGGAAAAGGAAGCACAUGAUCAUGGGAACAACAGCCCAGAACAAAAAGAAAUCUUGUCUUACCACUGUGGUUUAUAGGAGAGAUUGGGAGACACCAUCCUGCUUUCUCCAUGGCCUGAUUCUUGAAGAGACUGAUCCAAAAAUUAUAGCGGCAGGGAACUCUUAGUGCAUUUGGCACUGAGACUUAAAUGCAACCAGAGUUGUCCUCAAGGCCCAGCCAUUAAAACAUUGUCUCUCUUGACCUUCUGGUAUCUGUCAGAGAGCUUUUCACUGUGAGGAAGUGUGGAAAUGGCUGUGUGUAUGUGUGUAAUCUGUUAGAUUGGGGAUAGGUUUUCUGUUAGCCUAUACUAAAAGAGACCUGCAAUAAAAAAUUGCCCUGAUCUGAUAGAAAAUGAA
This is a messenger RNA of Neofelis nebulosa (Clouded leopard), 4262 nucleotides long. RefSeq names its product Sp1 transcription factor (gene SP1). Gene Ontology annotation, biological process: regulation of transcription by RNA polymerase II. The transcript has 6 exons. Gene Ontology annotation, molecular function: DNA-binding transcription factor activity, RNA polymerase II-specific; RNA polymerase II cis-regulatory region sequence-specific DNA binding. Lineage: Eukaryota; Metazoa; Chordata; Mammalia; Carnivora; Felidae. The record is from RefSeq and is a predicted model, not a curated record. The coding region runs from base 101 to 2461 and encodes 786 amino acids.